CAUGUUCACACGAUCGCGCACCAGGAAAGAAGAAAGAAGAAGAAGAAGAGGAGAGUGGAGGAAGGAAAUUAAGGAGGGAAAGAUCUUGCCGUGCUCCGGUGGUGAGAGGAAGAAGGACCCGCAGGGCGGCGGAAAACGGGGAAAAGCAAUCGGAGGAACGCAUGGGGAUCGUGGAGGAGGCGCACAACCUGAGGAUACUGGGCUCCGGCCACCGGACGAUCGUUCUGGCCCACGGGUUCGGGACGGACCAGUCGGUGUGGAAGCACCUUGUGCCGCACCUGGUGGAGGAGUACCGGGUGGUGCUCUUCGACAACAUCGGCGCCGGCUCCACCAACCCCGACUACUUCGACUUUGACCGCUACUCCACCCUGGAGGGCUACGCCUACGACCUGCUCGCCAUCCUUGAGGAGCUCCAGAUCCCCUCCUGCAUCUUCGUCGGCCACUCCGUCUCCGCCGUCAUCGGCGCCAUCGCCUCCAUCCUCCGCCCCGAUCUCUUCUCCAAGCUCCUCUUCAUCUCCGCCUCCCCCAGGUACCUGAAUGAUGUGGACUACUAUGGUGGUUUUGAGCAGGAGGAGCUGGACCAGUUGUUCAAUGCAAUGCAUGCCAACUUCAAGGCGUGGGUCUCUGGGUUCGCGCCACUCGCCGUCGGCGGCGACAUGGACUCCGUCGCUGUCCAGGAGUUCAGCCGAACUCUCUUCAACAUACGGCCUGAUAUUGCCCUCAGCGUUGCCCGCACCAUCUUCCAGAGCGACGUCCGCCCGAUCCUUUCCCGCGUCACCGUGCCCUGCCACAUUAUUCAGAGCACCAAGGACCUCGCCGUCCCCGUCGCGGUCUCCGAGUACCUUCACACCCACCUCGGCGGCGACUCCAUUGUCGAGGUCAUGCCAUCCGACGGCCAUCUUCCCCAGCUUAGCUGCCCCGAGAUCGUCAUCCCCGUCCUCCUCCGCCACAUCCACCAUGAUAUCGCCACCUAAUUAACCACUAGUGCUGCCACUCUUGUUACUGCUAGACCCCCAACCAAGGAAAGAUUUGGGGCUCGAUCGCUUCUCCCAUCCAAAGGCAAAUCCUGCAGUAGUUGCAUCCAGUUCACUGGCUCCGCUGUAAUGACCACCGUAAUUACAACCACCAGUGUCAUCAGAACCUCUCUCUGUCUCUCUUUUCCAGGAAGCGAAUUUUCUUGGGCUUUGUAAGAACUAUUAAAACUAUUGAUUGGAAAUGUAAUAGCGUAAUAACUUUA
Nymphaea colorata (pocket water lily) is the source of this 1237-nucleotide messenger RNA. Its product is annotated as probable esterase D14L. The transcript has 2 exons. The coding region runs from base 162 to 974 and encodes 270 amino acids. The record is from RefSeq and is a predicted model, not a curated record. NCBI's taxonomy places the organism in Eukaryota, Viridiplantae, Streptophyta, Magnoliopsida, Nymphaeales, Nymphaeaceae. Gene Ontology annotation, biological process: response to karrikin.